Messenger RNA from Drosophila arizonae, 674 nucleotides. RefSeq lists its product as uncharacterized. NCBI's taxonomy places the organism in Eukaryota, Metazoa, Arthropoda, Insecta, Diptera, Drosophilidae. The record is from RefSeq and is a predicted model, not a curated record.
GAACCGAUUAAGCCUUCAGAACUCAGUUGUGAGAUAAGUAAACCUUUUCAAGAAACUCUACCAUGCUGAGCGGAUUCAGGAACAUUUUGCACGCGCUGCGUGCGAAUCGCAUUCUCUUGAUAUUUGUGCUGCUCGAGACGAGCCAGCUCCUGGGAGUGCUUCAGCUCGACUGCCGGGAGAUGCCAUACGAGCUGCUCUGCAGUCUCAUCUACACAGUCUUCUCCCUGUGCAGCUGUUUCUAUGGCUACGGGUUUGUUGGGCUGCGUAAGCUGGGUCCAUUGGGGAGGCUUCUGUGCGGGCUCUGCGGCUCGAGCAUGAAACUCUGGCAGCGCCUGGGCUUGUUGAUGCUGCUGCCGUGGAGCUGGAAGAUGCUGCAGCAGAUUGAGCGAACUGCAAGCAAUUGCCUGGGGAACGAGCAACUGUCGGGCAUGAAGCUGCUCGCGGGCUUGACGAUCUUGGGCGUACAGCUCGCACUAUUCGCUGCCACGGAAUUCAUAACUAUUCGGCAACACAGGAAGCUGAAGAGGGCCCUGAGAUUGACCCAGUAUAACGAGAAUCACGAGAUUCGUAACUAUGCUCAGGCCAUAAACAAUUCAUUUGGCUUCGAUAUGUUCGAAAUUCCAGAUGUGCAAAAUUGAAGCAUGUUCUAUUUAUACUCAAUAAAAUUGUGAAGU